Messenger RNA from Drechmeria coniospora, 747 nucleotides. RefSeq lists its product as uncharacterized. The record is from RefSeq and is a predicted model, not a curated record. Bases 1 to 747 code for a protein of 248 amino acids. The transcript has a single exon. NCBI's taxonomy places the organism in Eukaryota, Fungi, Ascomycota, Sordariomycetes, Hypocreales, Ophiocordycipitaceae.
AUGACGGCCGAUGGCAUGGUCUCGACGUUGACCAUCUCGCGCACGAUGAAUGACGCGACCGGUGGCACGAUGGAUGACACGACAACCGAUGCCAUCACCGACAGUGACACCAAUCACCAUGGCCGGCGCACCCGCGGCGAGCGAUGCGACCAUGGUCGUCAAACCAUAUCCACGUCCGCCGAUGGAUGCUUUCAAGUCCAAGCGAGCCCUCUCGUUAUUGGCUCGAGCCUCGACGGCGUCACCUGUUGCACUACACGCAGCGGCGGAGAGAGAGAGUUUGUCAUGCUCACGACGGGGCUUCCGUUUGGCAUGGCGUUGCGGCAAUUUGCUUUCUACCGCGAGCAAUUUACAGAGUUUACGCCGCCGCCGCCGACCAUUACAGUAGUACUGUUUCGAGGCCCUGCAUACCCUGUACCUCGGUGCACGUUAGGGGCUAUUCCUCGCGAGUCCUGGUGUAUCCGCGCUGGCGGGAACCUGCGCUUACGUACCUUUGACAGGCGCCACGCGCCGCUUCGCUUCACAAGAGCGCGCCACGAUCGGUGUGGAACAGACGUGGCUGUGGCACGACGAGAGAGAAUCGGACAGUGGCUUUGCCGGAAGGCUGAUGCAUUGGUGAGAGAACGCGUGGGCAUCGAUCGGAAUGAACUCCUAACUCGCAGCCACCAACAAGCUCGCUCGUCGCCGUUUGCUUCCACGCCUCGACGAAUCGCACCCUCUCCCUCCCCCCCUCCCCCUGCCCCCGGCUAG